AUGAUGCUCACUUUGCGCAGAAACAGCGGUGAUGAUGUGUUCUACACCCCAUCUGGGGAAACUUCCCCGAAGAAACGAACCCAAUCGGCUAGGGAGACGAAAAAGAAGAAGAAAUUGGUACAUACGGGUUCGGUCCAUGAUGCUGAGGAGCUCCCGGAUAUUCGAAAACGCGGAUCCAGAAAGCUGAGUGAAGCCUUCAAGAGCUCCAGGGAGCUGCUUCUGAGGCGGAGAAGUUCCGCGAAAAAAGCUCCGCUUGUUCCGACUUUGUCGUGGGAUCCCGAAAAAUUGGAUGCAAAGCCGGAAUCGAACGGGAGUAGAAGUCGAAUACAUUCUGAUGGUUCCGAUAUUGUCGACAAUCAAAAUGGUCCACAGUCAGAGGGCAUCGAGGAACCCCGCUUUGAAUUGGAGGUAAGAAUUUUUUUGAAGUUAAUAGAGUUUUUUUUCUGUCGCUAAUA
Cylicostephanus goldi is the source of this 455-nucleotide messenger RNA. NCBI's taxonomy places the organism in Eukaryota, Metazoa, Nematoda, Chromadorea, Rhabditida, Strongylidae. The record is from the annotation of a GenBank genome assembly.